ACCUGGCAAACGCCGAGCCGGUCGAAUGCCAAUUCGGCACUUCGGCGCGGUUCCUUCAUUCACGAAUGCCACCAUUCACAGUUGCCAUGGGAACUUCAAACUCAGUUCCAAAAACUUCACAAUUGUUUACACUUCAAUGAAAGCUGUGACAAUUUUAUCUCACUGUUUUAUCUAAUUGGCUAUGCGAAUACUUCAAACAACCGAACAUGUCCAUUCUACUUAUUUCAACUCUGUUGUUUAUCCAAGUUUAUCAUGGAUAUUGCGCGUAUCCCGAGAUUGAUGACAACGGAUAUAUUCUUUACUGUCCGUGCAUGGGAAGAUUUGGUAAUCAGGCAGAUAAUUUUCUCGGUGCGCUAGGAUUUUCCAUAGCCUUAAAUCGAACUUUAGUCGUACCGCCAUGGGUUGAGUAUCGAACAGGAGCUACAAGGUCGACCCAGGUACCGUUUGACACCUACUUCAAUGUAUCACAACUGGAAACUUGCCAUAGGGUGAUUGUCAUGGAAAGAUUUAUGAACUCACUUGCCCCUAUAGUAUGGCCUCCAUCAAAAAGGAUUUCAUUCUGCUAUUCCAUUCGAGGCAUCACAGGGUCAUGUAAUGCAAAAGAAGGGAAUCCAUUUGGUCCAUUUUGGGAUACAUUUAAUGUUGAGUUUGUGAGCUCAGAAUUUUACGGGCCUUUACAUUAUGAUGUUCAUCACAGUGACAUGGUGUAUCAAUGGGCAAAAAAAUACCCACCAGCCUCAUGGCCAGUAUUGGCAUUUACGGGAGCUCCAGCUAGUUUUCCUGUACAAAUGGAAAAUAAAAAACUGCAAAAAUGUAUUACUUGGAAUGAUGAAAUAGCCAGCCAAGCUAAAUUAUUUGUGAAACAACAUCUGCCUAGAGGAGCUUACAUAGGAAUUCAUUUACGGAAUGGAAUAGAUUGGGCUAGAGCCUGCGAAUUUAUUUCGAGUUCUCCAAAUCUGUUUGCUGCACCACAAUGUUUGGGAUACAGAAAUGAAAGAGGCAAAGCAACACCAGCUAUGUGUCUGCCACCGCUAGAACUGAUAGUUCGUCACCUGAAACGUAUAAUUCGCACAAAGAACGAUGUCAAAUCUAUAUAUGUUGCCUCUGAUAAUAAUCAUAUGAUACCAGAGCUUAGUAAGGCUUUGAAGAGAAUGGAAAUUGGUGUGUACAAGCAAGAUGAACCAGCGUCUUCUCACUUGGACUUAGCAAUUUUAGGAAAUUCGAACUACUUUAUAGGCAACUGCAUUUCAUCCUUUUCUGCGUUUGUUGCUCGAGAAAGAGAAGUUCGCGGGCUUCCUACUUUCUUUUGGGGUUUUCCUCCUGAGAGAAAUCCAUCCUCACUUUCGCGUGAAGAAUUGUGAAAUGUAAGGUUCGAACAUUAACACCCGGAUGCGAGGUCGUUCAUUACGCAAAAGGAUUCUUUUAGCGCUUCCGCGAAUUCCUUUGUACGGGUUUCUUUACAUGCAUUGAAAGAAGAACAAGCUACUCUAAUGUCUUUCGGCCGUGGAUUGUAGCAGCAACCAUAUCCGUCUGGUGUUACUGGACCGUAACACAUGAACGAAGCGGUUUUGUAUGGGACCUGGAGAGAAGAUGGCACAAAAAUAAACAAAAAUUACAGUGGUA
Athalia rosae (coleseed sawfly) is the source of this 1623-nucleotide messenger RNA. It is a transcript of the gene O-fut1, whose product is annotated as GDP-fucose protein O-fucosyltransferase 1. The transcript has 7 exons. The coding region runs from base 207 to 1361 and encodes 384 amino acids. Gene Ontology annotation, biological process: protein O-linked glycosylation via fucose; Notch signaling pathway. Lineage: Eukaryota; Metazoa; Arthropoda; Insecta; Hymenoptera; Athaliidae. Gene Ontology annotation, molecular function: peptide-O-fucosyltransferase activity. The record is from RefSeq and is a predicted model, not a curated record.